Messenger RNA from Bufo gargarizans (Asiatic toad), 2201 nucleotides. It is a transcript of the gene GPATCH4, whose product is annotated as G-patch domain containing 4. Bases 179 to 1618 code for a protein of 479 amino acids. Lineage: Eukaryota; Metazoa; Chordata; Amphibia; Anura; Bufonidae. Gene Ontology annotation, biological process: regulation of ribosome biogenesis. Gene Ontology annotation, molecular function: nucleic acid binding. The transcript has 8 exons. Gene Ontology annotation, cellular component: nucleolus. The record is from RefSeq and is a predicted model, not a curated record.
GUCACUUCCGGGAACAUGGCGGCGCCCAUGGAGCGCUGCACGCCGGCUCUGAUGGCCACUUCUGUCCAGUGAUUGUUAUUUUGGGAUUUUUAAUUGCUGUCAUUGUUUCUGCUCCGCCUCCUGCAGGACUGCGGGUGAGUCACCCUCCAGAGCCGGUCACCUACAAGCAGCGGACAAAAUGGACUCCCCAUCUAAUGGCAAGAGCUCGGGCUUGAAGUUUGCAGAGCGGCAGAUGCAGCGGCAGGGCUGGACGGAAGGAAAAGGUCUUGGAAAACGAGAAGAUGGGAUAUCGGAGGCCAUUAAAGUCAAAGUGAAGUGUGACAAGGCCGGGGUGGGACAUAACGCCGCAGAGCAGUUCACUUUCCAUUGGUGGGAUCACGUGUUCAAUAAAACCGCUUCCAGCAUCUCCGUGGAGCCUGAUCAGGACGGUGUUCAGGUGAAGAAGGUCUCGGGAGAUGACGGCACGGUGUCCAGCAGGAAGCCCCGGAAGGCCAUGUUGUCCCAAAACAUGCUGUACGGACGCUUCAUUAAGUCGGCCACACUGCUGUCGGGCGGGGAGCAGCCGGUGGAAGACGCGUCCUCAUCUCAAGAUACCAGCGACAGCAGCGAAGAUGAGGAUUCAAAACUUGAUCUGUCCUCCGCAACUAAGUUGACUGAUGAGGACCUGGUGAAGAUCUGCGGUGGCCGCACAGCUCACAAAGGAGCAAGGCAUGGACUGACCAUGAACGCCAAACUCUCUAGAAUAGAAGAGCAGGAAAGAGCAUUUAUGGAAAAGUACGGCAAGAAGGAAAUAAAGCCACAACCAACCAAGUCAACAGAUGAGACCAACGGUGAUGACGAGAAGAGAAAUAAAAAGAAAAAACAGAGGGAAGGAAAUGUUGAUGAAGAACAAAACAGCAAUCUCUCCAACACAGAAGUGCCAAAGAAGAAAAAGAAGCAUAAAAAGAAAGAUGGUGAAGAAUUGGUAGAGGUUGUGGCCAAUGGUCAUGACCAAGAACAGGUUCCUUCUAUGGAGGAAGAUACAAUGGCCUUGAAGAAGAAGAAAAAGAAGCCAAAAAAGGGAGACAGUGAAGAAUCGGUGGAAGUUGUUGCCAAUGGUCAUGACCAAGAACAUAAGGAUACAAUGACCUUUAAGAAGAAAAGGAGCAAAGUUCCAGAGAUAGAUGAAGACCACAGUGAUGACCUUUCUGUAGAAAAGAAAAAUACCAGACCUCCAAAGAAGAAAAAGAAAACGGUAGAGCGGGAAGAGUCCAUGUUGAGCGGUCAUGCAGAAGACAGUGUUCAAUCUAUGGAAGAUGGAGACUCCAGACGUGAAGUGGAGGACAGUGAAUAUGAAAAUACUGAAGAGGAGAUACGAAAGUCCAAGAAGAAGAAAAAGAAAAGCAAGAGAACAGAAGAUCACGAAGAGUUGGUCAAGGCUGACGACCACACAGCAUAUUCAGAAGAGGAGCUUUCAAGAAAACCCAAAACUGAGAAGAAGGUGGAUGAGGAAAAUGGAGAAGGAAGGUCGAGAAGGAAAAAGAAAAAACUAAUAGAUAAUGAAGACCUGCCCGAGGAAGAAGAAACCAAAGCCAAGAAGAAGAAAAAGAAAUCGAAAGGCAAGGACAGAGGAGUCUGAGCAGAGGCCAAGGAGAAGCUGGGAUAGAAGACGCUGUGAAUGUCAUGUUGUUGUGGCAGCAUUGGAAGGUAAUAUUUUAUCUUGGUUUAUUUCCUCGAUUCUCAUUUCCCCAAAAACACAUCUCUGGCGGCUUUUAAACCUCUGAAAUGGUUUUGAUACUUGAGACUUACAAGAAAUAAGUCCAUGUGGGACGUGAGGAACCUGCCAAGGAAUGUUGUGGACUCUUAAAGGAUCUUUUUUUAAUAUGUAACAUAUAAAAUAUCACGUCGUUGUAAUAAAACAUGAAUUAUGUAGUAAAAACCAGAGUGACCUCCAUGGUGUACGCCGCGGUAGUGCGACUGACUGUGAGGAGAAGAUCCUCACUCUGCAGAAACUCAUCUUCACAGACAUCAGUAGACCGUGUCCUACACUCAGAGAACCUUAUGUUCAUGUAUGUGCGGUCAUAUCUCUGCCCCAUCUUUACCGGUUACCUGCGAUACAUGUCUGAUUUUACCGAAACUUCCCCACACUAGUAAAUACAAACAGCGCCACUUUGGCUAGCAGGCUGAGUUUGGUAUUGCUCAUUUAAGUGAAUUCAGCCGAG